CACUGGUUGGUCAAAAUGUCCUGUCCUAGCUCCAGUAUAUUUUCUUCAUUAAUGUCUACGAGAUGGAAUGCACCUGAAAUCUUAAAAAAAAUUAGCAGAGUACGGAAAGACAUGUAUAACGACACAUUAAAUGGUAGUACGGAGAAGAGAAGUGCAGAAUUACCAGAUGCUGUGGGACCUAUUGUACAGUUACAAGAGAAACUAUAUGUGCCUGUAAAAGAAUAUCCAGAUUUUAACUUUGUUGGAAGAAUCCUUGGGCCCAGAGGACUAACAGCUAAACAGCUUGAGGCAGAAACAGGAUGCAAGAUAAUGGUCCGAGGGAAGGGCUCGAUGAGGGACAAAAAGAAGGAAGAACAGAACCGAGGCAAGCCCAACUGGGAACACCUGAAUGAAGAUUUACAUGUACUUAUCACUGUGGAGGAUGCUCAGAACAGAGCAGAAAUAAAACUGAAGAGGGCUGUUGAAGAAGUAAAAAAGUUACUGAUACCUGCAGCAGAAGGAGAAGACAGCCUUAAAAAGAUGCAGCUGAUGGAGCUUGCAAUUCUGAAUGGCACCUACAGAGAUGCCAACAUCAAAUCACCAGCCCUUGCCUUUUCUCUUGCAGCAACAGCCCAGGCUCCAAGGAUUAUUACUGGGCCUGCGCCUGUUCUCCCACCAGCUGCCCUGCGUACUCCUACGCCAGCUGGCCCUACCAUAAUGCCUUUGAUCAGACAAAUACAAACCGCUGUCAUGCCAAACGGAACUCCUCAUCCCACCGCUGCAAUAGUUCCACCUGGACCCGAAGCCGGUUUAAUUUACACACCAUAUGAAUACCCCUACACACUGGCACCAGCUACAUCAAUCCUUGAGUAUCCUAUUGAACCUAGUGGUGUAUUAGGUGCGGUGGCUACUAAAGUUCGAAGGCACGAUAUGCGUGUCCAUCCUUACCAAAGGAUUGUGACCGCAGACCGAGCCGCCACCGGCAACUAACCUAUGACCUUCUGACCUCUGAACUCUUCACCCAAUGAUGACCUGACCAUGCCUGCCUGCUGAUCAGUUAACUGGUAAACGCCUUUGCUUGCCUGUCUUCAGUGCAGCGAGCUGGGGCACUUGUCCGUUCGUCUUACCAUCUAACAAAACAGACAAAGAAAUUGUUGUCCUCCAACUCCGCUUUUUGUUGUUCUCCUGUUUGGGUGAAAGUGGUUCUAGAACCUGCACUGAAUAGUAGUAAAGCAAUAAGGUCCAACUCAUCCCUCCGCACUGAUCAUCCUCUAGUGUCCCGCCCCAAGCGAACGGUAAGGAGGCCUCACACAAGAUGGAGACAGAUGUCCCUUAACUACCCGAUGACAGAGGCAGUUACUGUGAGAGACUUCUAGGAAUAUUUUUCUUCUCAGAAAAAAAAAAAAAAUAAAGUCAAAGCUCUCUCUGAAUGUACUGUGUGAUGAUGCAUCAUGCAUGAACCUUUGGUCAGGGAUGUCAUUGGGGAAGGGAUUCUAAAAAGUAUUCAAAAUUUGAUACGCCGUUUAGUCACUACCAGUGCCCUCAAAGGGCAGAUGUUGCAGCCUUUUUUCUAUUGCCUGCCAAAUUGGACGUUUUAAAGGAAAGUGUGCCAUUGAAAUGCAGAUUAUGAUGACUUUUCAGAACUACAUUAAUGCAGAGGACAAAACAGCAACACUAUUAAAGUGAAAUACAAGUUUAAAUUGUUUUAACCAUAUUUUAAUCUCCUUGGAAGAUUACAUGAGAACAAGGUACAUGCAUUAUGUGUCACAUUACUGGGCAAACUGUUCAAAUAUUUUUUUUAAACUUCCCUGUAUAGAAAAAAUUUCAUUAAGGAUGUAAAAGCCAUGCUUGCCUAUUUGCUGUAUACAUGUAAUGAAAUUGUAGAUAAAGUGUAGUGCAUUGAAACAAAAUGAACAAAAAAGUAGAUACUUUUACUAUACAAGGGUGCUGGUGCAGAAAAAAAAAUAUAUUUUUGGAAAUGUAGCAUUUUAUACUUUCAAGUGUUAUAAAAAAAAGAAAAAAAGAACAAAGAAACCCUUUAUUUCAUUAAAUGAUUUUUUCUGGUGGUUGUCAAGAAACAAAAGACCAAAAGAGCCUUUUAGUCUUUCUUUUUUAUUUUUUAAGUAUUGGAAUAAGUCUAAAGAAAAGGAAGUGCCUUAUUUUCUUCAUGGUCAUUUAGUCAAAUGUCUUGUAUAAUCAGCUUCUCCCUCAGACAAGUUACUGCAUGCCACUCAGACGCCCAGUAUGUGAAAGAAGCUGUGAGGGAAGACAAAUGAUGAGUUGACCAUAUUAAUUACCUGAUUUUUGCCAUACUAGUGUGAUGUGACUUUGCCAAAAUCUCAUUAUGCAAAAUAUUUGCUAAGUUUUUGUCAAACCGGCCCAUUAUUAUUUCAACCACUCUACUUUUUAAAUCAUAGCAAAUGCCAUACUUGUGCAACGUAGACCAAAGGGUUCUAUGAUACAGACUGUCUCAUGCUAAAGGAGAUUAUUAGCUGACAAAUGUUUGUAGAGCUGGAAGUCUGUCAUUUUUGUUCAGAGAUGGAGAGGAGUUUUCUUGAUUUUGGUUGAAAUAAAUAUACAUCAACUAUAGUAGGCUUCGGCAUCACCAAGAAAACUGAUGUUCUGUGAAUAAUGAAACUGAAAGUGCUUGGCUGGUUUUCAGUUAGUUACUGAACAUGUCCCCAGUUUUCACAAACAGCUCCUGCAGUAGCAAACAGCAUGGAAGUUAUUUAUUUUUCAGCUUGUCUUUGACUAUUGUUAGAUCUUCCCUGUUGGCUUUUCUUCAAAAGAUAAGCAGGAGAGGGACAUCAGCUAGUUGUUUGAAGUCCAGCUAAACUUUAUUUUUAACCUUUGUUUUCCACAUGAGGUUCAAAUAGCUGGGCAAUUGCAAGAGCUGAAGCUGUUGAACGCACAGUAUUUAAUUCUGAAAACAUUAAGUAUUACUUUGUGGGGCUCAGUACUAAACUUGGCAAAUAUCAGGUGAUAAUUUUAGUCCCCUCUUGUCAACUUAUUCGCCUCCUGCAAAUCUUCACAGCUUCCAAAUGAAAGGUCAAUAGUAAGCUAAGAGGGCUUACAUUUUUAAGCACCUGCAUGGUGACCUCAUCUAACAUCUUGUCUCACCUGGAAAUAAUUAUCAGUUUAUUUACUAUGCAAUAGACAUUCAUCCUUUUGUAUUCAGCUAGAUUUUUCUUUAUUGUGCCACCGGCUUUGUCUUCCUGUUACACAUACAGUUGUGUUGAUUUUAUUUACAGUAUAUGCUGUGCCAUUUUGAUUUUAUUUUGGUUGGUUGGUUGAAUAAACUUGCGACACUCGAACAUUUGAAGAGAGAUUUGCUAAAACUAUACCAGUAUUUGAUCCAGUUUCAUCUCAACUGUGAUAAAACCUGGACAUUUUAGACAUUUAUCAAAGGUCUUUUCUGGGGGGUAGGGGAAGUGUAUGGAAUAGAUGUGUGACAUGUGAAAGUAAUGUUUGCUCUGAACAAACUUCUGAAAACUUAGUUGACAAAAUUUUGGAUCAACUUAAAAAAAAGCAUGACUUUUGAAAUCUCUGAAUGCCUUGGUUCUCAGUAUUAUCAUUCUUUAAUGACUUUUUCUUUAUUAAAAUAAGUAGUUUUAAGACUUCUUUCUGACAGUAUUAUGUAAUUUUUUUAGAGUGGGUAGAUGGGAGUGUCGCUUGUAUGUAACCGUACAGAUGACAUGUAUUUGUCUAUUCUUUAUUAUCUUAGUAGUUUCAUGCUAUGUAUGUACCAUAACCAACCUAUUGCCUAUGAGAAACAUGUAAGAUAAUGUAUUUACAGCCAUUGUUACAAGUUUAUAAUGUAUUUUUCUAUCUUGUUUUAUAUGUAUGUUAUAUAACAUUCAAAAGAAUUUUUUUCCUGAUUGAGAAAAAAGGAUACAAAAUGCAAAACCCACAAUUUUGAUAACUGAAAAAUUGCCAAUUGUUUUGCAGUACUUUAUUAUAUUGGGAGUGUUGUCUUUCUUGGGCUUUUAGUUAGCUACUGGAUGAAUACAUUAGACAUAUUUGGGUUUUAGUUGGGUUUUUACAUAGCUUGCAUUUUAAUUCUUUGGUUCUUUGCUGUUUCUAUUAACCCAUAGCAUUAUUUUAAUAAAUGUUAUAAUACCAACCUACUAACUCUGGACUAUGUCUGUUUAUUAACCAUUACAUGUUUAAUUACGAUAAACAAAUAAAGACGGAAGAAUGUAAAGUCUUGAGUUACUGGACUAACCCUGAAGAACGUGACCACAGAUAACACAACGUGACUUGUUUUUAUGUUGUUUGUCAGCUGACAUUCUGCACACUACUAUUAAGUUGGCUUUGGUCAUUCUGGCCUCUUACCUUGGGGAAUAGGUGCCAGUAGAAAUGGGAACAAAGUAGCAUUUUUUGAGACAUUCUUGUAGAGUCUUGCCACUUGCCUUUCAGCAUCUGCAUUACUAAUUCCACACUUUCUUUUUCUUUCUCUAAAAUAAUUACUGUCAGCUCACAGCAAAAGAGCAAAGAUGCCAGUACAUUGGUAAAUCAUGACUGUGUACAGAAACCAGUUUGAUUCUUUGUUGAACCAUUCAGAGGUUGCAGUUAAUCUCACAGUAAUUCGUGAUUCGUUGGUUUUGGCACCUGAUUCAUGUUGCAUCAUGUGACAUUUCAAAAUACUUCUGGAUAGAAUUGUUGUACAUUGAAAUACAAAAUCUGGGAGUUUUCCUUGUGAAAAGUGCCUUAUUGUCUUCAUGCCACACUAUUUUCAAGUAUCUUUUUUUUUUUUUGUAUUUCUGCUAUAGUCUGUCAGUAUUGCCUAGCUCAGGGGAGUACAACAUGUAAGCCAAAGGUCAAACUGGAUCUUUUCCUAAUGACUGCAGAAAGUACAAAAAUACACCUUUCAUUAAAUUACCAAGCAACAGCCAUUUCAAAUUCCAGGGCUGCCUUUAUGUGAUCUUCAUCCCUGUGGAUGACUUGAGCAAAACAAAUGCAGGGAAUUUAAAUGGCGAAAAUGCUGUUUUGAAUGUACAUCUAUGCAAAUAUUUUUACAGAAACAUUUCCCUUUCUUAGAACUUAAGCUAUCUGAAGCUCCUUUACAUUUCCCAGGUAGUUCUCCUAGAUUUGUAAUCUUAAAUUGACAGUAAUUACACCUAAUGUUGAGGGAGAUCCUCAAUGUAGAUAACUUUUCUGAUGUCAACAAUUUUUGUGAAAUCCUAUUUUUUUCCUGUAGAUGGUAAAAAUUCAGAUGAGGAGACUGAAUCUGUUCAAAUGCCUCCUUUAAUUUAUGAUGUUUGAAACUAUUUAUCUUGAAAUCCAUACAAUAUAAAACUUGAGUGUUAAAGGGUUCUCACAGUAUUGGUAGUAAUUAAAAUAGAAAGCAUCUUUAUUUUAUAGUGAAGAAUAGUCUAGCUUUGAUAAUGUUUGUUAGUUUUCUAAUGGCAUGUAGUUCUUUGUUUUACAGAAAUUUUAGGUACAGAUAAAAUAUCAAUGCAUUUUGAAUAGUUUCACUUGUACAGAUUAUACCAAACCUUUUGACUGGAUAAUGGCACAAAGUGUCAUUACAGAGCCGAUAAUUUAUAUUCCUAAAGAAUUUUAUCAGAGGCACACAUUUAAGCUUGGUGAAGUACUCUCUCCAUUUUAGGUGAAACUAUUCAGAUGGAACAAAAGUUUAAUAUUUUAUAUUGAAGAAUAUUUCUAUUCCCAGGACUACUGCUGUCCUGUAGUAUUUUUAUUAUUUUGUAUUUUUAUCAAUAGAUAUUAACUACUGUCACACUUUGUUCACAGUGCAUUUUCAUCUCAUUCUUCAGUAUAUACAAUAGUGAAAAUUGCUGUAAGUUUUGUAGUACUUUAAAGCUAAAGGACAGCAAAAAAAAGGGAAAAACGCUAAAAUCAAAAUACUAUACAUUGUUGUCCACCAAAGGCAUUUCUCAAUUUACCUAAGUGCCUGUCUGAAAAUUUAACUAUUUUAUACUUCAUCUGCUUAUAGGAAAGAAACAAAGUAGUUUUAGAACUGAAUUUAAGGAUGACUUCAAUAUUGCUGAAUAACUGAAGUUAGGUUCAUAUUAUUCUGAGGUUAAAUUGUCUUAACAUUCAAGAAAAUCAUACAUUCAAGACAACAAAUUUGGUUUCUUUGAGAGUAUUUUUGUGCAUGUCAUCAAUCCAUGAUAUAUUUCAAAAGAGUUUUCAAGGAUUUUUAUUAAAGGUAUUUUUAGUGAGCAUAUGUUCAGUGUAUACUGACAAUAUUGAUCCUUUAUUUGAACAUACCUUUUAAAAGUAUGUCAAAAAUCUACAUGUUAGGAAUCGUUUAUUGCCAGACUGUACUCUAGGAGGGGGACCACUAAAAGGUUUUCUGCCCUGAAAAUGCAGGGAAAAAUUGAAGUGUGUUGCCAUCCAUUAAGAAAUUACUUUAACUUGGGGGAAACAUGCUUAUGAGUAUAUAAAACUGAAUUCUUUGUGUCUGGGUAAAAAAAUGUUCUCAUAAGUACCAUAUUGUACAGAAUGGAAUCUGAGUAACACAUUCCUAGGGCUGGAAGUAUAUAAUUGUUACUGGAAUUUCUGGUUUGUUUUAAUGUAUUUGAUAUAUUUUUCUAAAACACUUUUAACGGAAUACUGUCCAAAUAACACGUGAACCAUAACAUUAACACGUGAUACUUAAUGUUGAAUCAAACUGGUUAACGAAAGUACAGUGCUCUUCCUUCUCUGUGCCUGUGCACUAAUUGCAGGUGGUAUGGUUCUGCAUAGGGGCUAGGGGUCAGGCACAGCGGGUUGUAGUGCUAAUUUCUUAGUGCCUGCAGUUCGGGUGUCCGUCUUCAACAACAGAAUAACUGGGGGGAAUCUGCCUCCCAAGGCAAAGAUUAACUGAGAUUUGAAACUCUUAGAAGAAUUAGCAGCAACAAUAAAAUAACAUAUAUACAUAUAUGCUUUGACUUGUAUUAUGGCAGUUUGUGUGAAACAUUUAAGGUUUUGUUUGUGCGAAAUAAUGUAUUCCGAGGGGAAAAGCAAACAUGGACAUUGCCAAAAGACAUGUAAAUAAAACACCAUUUAUGACUGUACAUUAUGUGCAAUAAAGUAAUUGGAAAAAGUGCAUGUACUUUAUCCUCAAAAGUAAACUGACAGCUCUCAAAGCUGUAACUAUAGUUUUAUUUUCUGAAAAGUUAAAUUUUAUUCUGUAUCUAAACAGCAGAAUAAAGAAUGUACAUUUUCCCACUUAAAUUUUCAUUAAUGCUUUUAGCAGUGUUAUGAAGGAUGUUAAUUGUUCAAGAGGCUUAAAUUUUCAUGGUCGUCUGAUUAUCGGUGUAUUUUGCUUAACAGUUUCUUAUCACAUAUGCUGUUGUUUGUAACUGUAAAUGGAGCAAGUAUGCAUUAUAUACCAUAAACAUGCAAUACACUUUUUGCAUUUA
This is a messenger RNA of Manacus vitellinus (golden-collared manakin), 7349 nucleotides long. It is a transcript of the gene QKI, whose product is annotated as QKI, KH domain containing RNA binding. Gene Ontology annotation, biological process: regulation of mRNA splicing, via spliceosome. The record is from RefSeq and is a predicted model, not a curated record. The transcript is spliced from 8 exons. The coding region runs from base 16 to 969 and encodes 317 amino acids. Gene Ontology annotation, cellular component: nucleus. Lineage: Eukaryota; Metazoa; Chordata; Aves; Passeriformes; Pipridae. Gene Ontology annotation, molecular function: mRNA binding.